Molecule: messenger RNA, 2388 nt
Organism: Phycodurus eques (leafy seadragon)
Lineage: Eukaryota; Metazoa; Chordata; Actinopteri; Syngnathiformes; Syngnathidae
Gene: arf6b
Product: ADP-ribosylation factor 6b
Exons: 2
Coding region: 962-1489 (175 amino acids)
Biological process (GO): vesicle-mediated transport; intracellular protein transport
Cellular component (GO): cytoplasm
Molecular function (GO): GTP binding; GTPase activity
Source: RefSeq, a predicted model, not a curated record
AGAAUAUUCUGACCCAUCAGUUACACAGAAAUAAUAGCAAACAGUAUCAACCUUUGCUGUCUCAGAUCCAUUUGUUUACCCAUUUUAACUGCGAGGACCAAGUUUGAAAUACCGUUCGGUGAAAGAAUAUUUUAUGUAUUUGGUGACAUUGAUGUGUUGAAGUAUUGCGGUGGAUAAGUCUUGGGGAGUUUUAGUUUCACAGUUAGUCGUUCAGCAGUCAGAGAGCUCAACUCCGCAAGUGAAUAAAGUGAACGGCAGGAAGUGGCAGUGAAGGCAGUUCCACACCUUUCCGGUGUAUCAGCGCCGCGACCAGCUCGGCUUCAAUAAGAAAGCCUACUACUGGGAGAUUUAACCGAAAGUGGUGUGCCGAACGGAGGGGGGCGAGACGUGGAGUUUCCCGGUUGAGUGCAUGUGUUGCUGAGUCACCGAGGACCUCAGCAACCGGGAAGUUGAAGUUUAACAGCCGCAAAGCUUUGGCUGGAAUUGCGUUAGCCGCAGAAAGCUGCUUUUCUUCCCGGCAGUGCUGACCGAGAGCCGGGACGCAGCCGGUAAAGGAGCAGCGUCACACGUCGCCUGAGGGACUUCACAACGGCGUUUAGUGGUACAAUAUUCCCUUGUUAUACACCCCAGCCUGUAGGUGGAAACCCCUCCUUUGAUUGAUUCGGGCAAAAAUGCCCGUCGCGCAACAGCUUGCUGCCAAGUUUGUAGAGUAACGAAGCAUGGUGUGAACAGGCCUUGCGCGCACACAGUGCUACUUUGAAUGUACACGUCCAAGCACCUCACAGAAUAGCAAGCUCUUGUAGUUGACCUCAACAUGAGCGUGUUUUCCUAAUAUUGUUAUUGGUAGUCAUGCUUUCGUCCAUAAGCCUGUAACUGAACUGAAGCUGUUUUAGAAUAAGCAGAUUGCUCCUGCCUGAUUUUCUCAUUACCAGCAAGGUAUAUUUAUGCACAAGAAUUGAAAAUGGGGAAAAUGCUCUCGAAGAUAUUUGGGAACAAGGAGAUGAGAAUAUUAAUGCUUGGACUUGAUGCUGCCGGAAAGACAACAAUCCUCUACAAACUGAAACUGGGACAGUCGGUCACCACGAUCCCCACAGUGGGCUUCAACGUGGAGACCGUCACCUACAAAAAUGUCAAGUUCAACGUGUGGGAUGUCGGCGGCCAGGAUAAGAUUCGCCCCCUGUGGCGACACUACUACACAGGCACCCAAGGGCUCAUUUUUGUGGUGGAUUGCGCUGACAGGGAUCGCAUCGAUGAGGCGCGGCAGGAACUCCACCGCAUCAUCAAUGACAGGGAGAUGAGGGAUGCCAUCAUCUUGAUAUUCGCCAAUAAGCAAGACCUUUCAGAUGCCAUGAAGCCACACGAAAUCCAAGAGAAACUCGGAUUAACGCGCAUCCGAGAUAGGAAUUGGUAUGUUCAACCCUCGUGUGCGACCACAGGUGAUGGACUCUAUGAGGGCCUGACAUGGCUAACCUCCAAUUACAAAUCUUAAUGAUUGAGUGCUGACUGUUUUAGGUCAAAACUAUAAUAAAGUUACAAAGAACCUCUCCAAUGAGUAUGGUUAAGUACAAAUUGAUUAGCCUCAUUUAUUUUUUAAUACUGCAUUUACCCCAUGACUAAUUUAUCUGCAGAUUGGAUUGCUGGUUUAAAAAAAAAAUGCUUGUCCUGUGUAGCAGACUUUUUAUCACAACAUUUUAGGGCUUGCUUCUUGAAUAUUCAAUUAAUCGGUUCUAUUGUGGAAGCCACAAACAGUUCACCACCUUUGCCUGCUUUCCUGUUUUAUAUCAUUUUUCUAACAAUGAUGAAUUUCUCUGCAUUCUUAGGCUGGGUUCUUUUGCUUGUUUUCUGUUAAAGGAGAUCUUAAAUGUUUGGACUUUGACCCAGUACUAUGGUGAAUAGUACUUCUUAGAAAGGUAUUGAAUGCUGCAAAUGAGAUAUUGCCAUCUGUCUUGACUUGAGGGGAAAAAUACUCCCCAUUUCAUCAGCCCUCUCACUCAUCCCCCCCCUAUAUGGGCUAUAUAGUAAACUGAUGUGUCAUGUCUUGAUUCCUAAUUGUGCUAUUAAACAAAUGGGCCUCCAGUAAUUCUUAACAUGCUUGUUGCAUUUUUUAGUUUCGGGGAGGAAACACACUGGGUUAAGUCACCCCCAAAGGAAUGUUCUUCAGCUCAAGAGUUCUCUCGAUCUGAUAUUGAUUAGUCUCAGUAUUGGGACAUGAUAUGAUAGCCUAUAUCUGUAGCAUGAAGUGCAGCAAACCACCACCAGGGACCAGCUGUCAUACGGUCAAAAGUGUGGAAGAUACCUUGUGCUGCAGCACCUGUUUUGAUCAGGGUGGGGCGGGGAUCCAUGUCCAGAUCUUGUCAUUGUAAUGUCUUAUUAAAAAAGUGAUUUGAA